AUGGUAUGCGGCGACUAUAACCAACCGCGUAUAGCAUGGUAUAACUGUAAUGGUGUCAUUAAACAGGAUGAGUCUACGCAGCUACCGAAUGCAAGUGCUACUCUCAUUGACGGCAUGGAUUUUCUGAAUCUAAACCAGGCAAAUUUAAUUCGAAAUCACCUUGGACGCGUGCUUGAUUUGGUGUUUUACAACUCGGACUGCGAAAUUUCCGUACAGGAGUGUGUUGCCCCGAUGCUGCCCGUUGAUUUACACCAUCCUCUAUUGACAAUCUCAACUCCCACCACUAAAAAUGCGAUUGCUGGUUCUAGUCUCCCUUCCGCGAGGCGAGUAUUAAAUUAUAGACAAAUUGAUUUUGAUGCUUUCAAUGCUUUUAUAUCGAACAUUGAUUGGCCAGCACUGUGGCCAGACAGUAACGAUGCGGACUCGAUGGCAGCAAAUUUUUGCGCACUUGUUGGAUCAUGGCUUGCAGAUAAUUUGCCAUUUGUUAGACGACCUUCUUCCCCUGCUUGGAGUAAUCACAGUUUGAGAGUUUUGAAACGUAAACGAAACGCAUGUUUGCGCAAACUCCGUCGUUUACGGUCAGAUGAAUCGAAGCAUGAUUUUAAACGUUCAACUGAGGAAUAUCGACGACUGAACCCAAGUCUCUACAAGUCAUACGUGUUGGGAGUUCAAACAGACCUGCGUAGAAACCCGAAAAAAUUUUGGAAUUUCGUUAAUUCAAAACGGAAAUGCUUCUCGACCCCAACGGACGUGUAUUUGGAGGAAAUGGUACCCUACUCGGAUUCUGAUUCUUGCGAACUUUUUGCGAAGUUUUUCUCUUCUGUAUUCGCCUCCGAUUGUGCCUCGAAUGACGAUGCUGCUCGCGCCGCUGCGAAUGUACCUGCAGAUCUCGUUGAUCUUGACAUCUUCGAAGUUACACAUGAUAUGGUUACUGCUGCCGCUAAGAAACUCAAAUGUUCGUACACUGUUGGUCCCGAUGGAAUACCUGCCGGGCUUUUGUGCCGUUGCAUUGAUAUUCUAGCCGCUCCACUUUGCACCAUAUUCAACAAGUCUUUGGUACAAGGGAAGUUCCCCGAGGUCUGGAAGCACUCCUAUAAGUUCCAGGUCUUCAAAAGUGGUGAUCGUCGUAAUGUCAAAAAUUACCGUGGAAUAACCAAUUUGUCUGCCGCGUCUAAACUUUUCGAGAUCGUUGUAAGCUCUGUUAUAUUGAGUAGCGCACGCAACUACAUUUCUUCGGACCAGCAUGGUUUUCUCCCCGGACGAUCUGUGACAACAAAUCUCAUGCAUUUCAGAACUCGAACGUAA
Molecule: messenger RNA, 1305 nt
Organism: Wyeomyia smithii (pitcher-plant mosquito)
Lineage: Eukaryota; Metazoa; Arthropoda; Insecta; Diptera; Culicidae
Exons: 1
Coding region: 1-1305 (434 amino acids)
Source: RefSeq, a predicted model, not a curated record